Molecule: messenger RNA, 1727 nt
Organism: Capra hircus (goat)
Lineage: Eukaryota; Metazoa; Chordata; Mammalia; Artiodactyla; Bovidae
Gene: NAT8
Product: N-acetyltransferase 8 (putative)
Exons: 2
Coding region: 172-885 (237 amino acids)
Molecular function (GO): N-acetyltransferase activity
Source: RefSeq, a predicted model, not a curated record
AACAGGCCCUGCACAGUCUCUCCUGGAUGCCAGUCGGAUACUGAGGACAGAGGCCAGGCAGAGGCUGCCCUGGACACUCCAGGCUCUUGGGACAGCAGGGCUGCUGGGCAAGCAUAAGGGGACACCUAGGUCUCUCUUGAACUUUGGGAUCCAGAGAAUCAGAAGUCUUCUAUGGCUCCUUAUCACAUCCGCAAAUACCAGGAAAAUGACCGCAAAUGGGUCACAGACUUGUUCUCUGAGGCGAUGGCCGAGCACAUUCCUACCACCUUCUUCCACAUCCUGAAGCUGCCCCAAACCCUUGUGCUCUUGCUUGGGGGACCCCUCGCCCUAAUCCUAGUCUCUGGCUCCUGGGUCCUGGCCUUCGUGUCCAGCCUCGCCCUCCUUGCUGCCCUGAGGUUCCUUGCCGAAUACCCCUGGAAGCAGUUUGUAGUCAUGUCUUUGCACACAGACAUGUCUGACAUCACUAAAUCUUACCUCAGUGAGAGCGGCUCCUGCUUCUGGGUGGCUGAGUCAAUGGGGCAGGUGGUGGGCAUAGUGGGAGCACUGCCUGUUAAGAAGCCCACUCUGCAGAAGACGCAAUUGGAGCUGCUUCACCUAUGUGUGACCCCUGAGCACCGAGGUCAAGGGAUAGCCAAAGCCCUGGUCAGGACUGUGCUCACGUUUGCACGAGACCAGGGCUAUGGUGAAGUCGUCCUCACCACCAGCAUACUGCAGCACUCUGCCCUGGCCCUUUACCAGAGCCUUGGCUUCCAGAAGACGAGCCAGUUUUUCUUAUUCACAAGCUGGAGGCUAAUUUCUUCCUUUCAAAUUCAAUUCACCUACUGCCUCCCCUCUGCUCAGGUCUCUCAGGCACUGGAGCAGGGAGGGGGCCUGCGAUCUGUUUAGCAGCGGAUUAGUCAAGAGGAAUCAGCUCUGCUGCAGAAAUAGGCAGCCCCUGAGGUCUCAGUGUGACGGCAGGGUAAAAGCUUAUUGCGUGUCUGUGCAGGCGCUGGUGGUGGGGUGGUUCUGCUCUGUUCAGGCUUUUGGGAGUGCUACUGUUUCAUUUACCUAAUGCCAACAGACUGCUGCGUGUUAAGCUACCACGAAACAAUAAUAACCCUUUUUCUCUGGCUCACGAGUCUGUGGGUGUCUCACCCUUUGGUGUCCAGGUGUCAUGCCGGGGACCCUCCCCACUUUCAGUGAACGGAAAUGCAAAAUCAUAUGAAGAGGGCGUGGAGAAGGCGUGUGAGAAGAACUCACGUGAGAAGGACUGGGGCCAACGAUGCCAUCAAUCUGUUAUGGUCCCCAAGGUCUCUGCUGAAGGGGAGAAGGCAGCCAGGGACGGCUAGACCUAGAGGUGCCACUACCUGCAUCUCACUGGCCAGGACCAGGUCAUGAUUUGAAUACAUUUACUGUUGUCUCCUGAGUCGUGUCCACUAAAGGCUAGCGGCCCUGAGGGAAGUUGCGUGAAGCUAGGAUGUGGCUCUGGACCCAAGGUGCCUGCGUCUGCCCAGAGGCUCUGGACCCACUCCAUGGCUACCGAAGCAGACACUGUCUCCACAGAAUCAGCAAAAGGGCUCUCGCUACAUUACAUGGCAUUUCUAAAGAGAGACCACAUUUGACCUAGCAGCCCACUUCCCUUGACUGGCAUUUUUAGACUGAAGUCCCCCACACACCCCUGGGAAACACUGCGUACCUCCCGGCACCUCUCCAGAUGUAAAAUAAAAAACCUGCUGUUGCUUGCUUUA